AUGGAGUGGCCUUUAGUGAGGUCUUUAUUGUGGGUUUUAGUACUUUUUGCUCACAUUCAUGAGCUAAGAGCUUGCAUUGAGGAAGAGAGGAUGGGUCUACUAGAAUUGAAGGCAUAUCUGAAAUCUAAUACUAAUUAUACAAAACCCCUUCUUCCAUCAUGGGUUCACGACCUAAAGAGUGAGUGUUGUAAUUGGGAGCGGGUCAAAUGUAAUGAUACCACUGGCUAUGUGAUCAAGCUUUGGCUCUCCAAUAUAAACCAUGAAACUCACGUCUACGCUGAUAAUGAAAAUCGGUUCUUGAACGAGUCCUUGUUGCAGCCUUUCAAGGAGUUAAGAAUUCUUGAUUUAUCUUGCAAUGGAAUUUGUGGUUGGCAAGGAAAUAAAGAAUGGAAUUCUUGGCCUAAAUUGAACAAGCUAAUGCACAUAAAUUUAAGUUGGAAUCUCUUGCAAAAGGACAUUUUAAGAUUUUUGGGUGCACUCCCAAAUCUUAAAUAUUUGGACCUAAGUUACAAUGAAAUGCAAGGGCCUCUUUCUAGCAAAGAACUGAGUAAUCUAAGAAAUUUGGAGGUACUCAUCGUGCGAGAGAAUCGACUCAAUGGAAGCCUACCAUUCAAGGAUAUGACAAAUUUUAGAAAUUUGGAGAUUUUAGAUAUGAGUGGUAAUAUGUUCACCGGAAUUCUUUCUCCAUAUAUUGGGACACUAUCUUCUCUCAAGGCUAUAUCAUUAUCUCAAAAUAAACUCCAUGGGAAUUUACAUGCUAAAGAUUUGGGUAUGUUGAAGAAACUUGAAGAGUUAGAUCUUUCUGACAAUCACUUUGAAUGGAUCCUCCCUCCAUGCCUAAGUCGUUUGACAUCUCUUAGGUUAUUAGAUCUAUCUAAGAACCAAUUCUGUGGAAAUUUGUCUUCAUCUGUGAUAGCCAACUUGACAUCCCUUGAGUACAUUGAUCUUAGUUAUAAUCAUUUUGGGGGUUUAUUCUCAUUCAGCUCAUUUGCCAAUCACUCUAAGCUCAAAGUGAUUCGAUUUAAAGGUGAAAACUACCGGAUUGAAGACGGUAACAAAAUUGUGAGUGAAAACAACACAUUUGAGAUCGAAACUGAAAAUCCCAGUUGGGAACCUUCGUUUCAGUUAAAGGUGCUAGUGCUGCCUAACUGUGAUCUGAAUAAGUUAUCCUCCAACAUUCCAAAGUUUCUCUUUUACCAGCAAGAAUUGGAAUUGGUUAAUAUCUCUCACAAUAGGUUGAAGGGAAGCUUCCCCGUUUGGUUGAUUGAAAAUAAUACUAGAUUGCAAUUGCUAAAUCUUCGGGAUAAUUAUUUUGGGGGUCAAUUUCACUUGCCAAUAGCUCACUGCAAUAAUCUUUCUUGGUUGGAUUUCUCUUACAAUAACUUUAAUGGGCAGUUGCAGGAAACUAUUGGAAAGGUGAUUCCAAACUUACAAUAUCUAAAUAUAUCUCAAAAUCAUUUUGAAGGUUUUCUCCCAUCCUCAAUUGGUGACAUGAGUAAUUUGGAGAAAUUGGACUUGUCCAAUAAUAAUUUUUCAGGAGAGGUGCCAAUGAAAUUGGUUGCCAAUUGCACCUCCUUGGUAGUUUUGAAGUUAUCUUAUAAUAAAUUUCAUGGUGAAAUUUUCUCAGAGGGAUUCCGAUUUUUUAAUAGUAGCUUACGUAUUUUGGAAUUAAAAAACAAUCAUUUAACAGGUACUUUGCCAACCAUGGUACCAAUAGCUGGUAGUCAGCUGGGGCUCUUAGAUAUUAGCAACAAUGGCUUUUCAGGUUUAAUUCCCAGAUGGCUGUCAGGAAAUCUGCGGUACUUAUGGUCUCUAGACAUGAGUAAUAAUUUUUUUGAAGGUCCAAUUCCAUGUGAAAUGCAUGCAUAUAUUUUAAUAGACCUUUCUCAUAACUUGCUUUCUGAAUUGUCACCUUCUUGCGUCGAUUCAAAUACUAUUCAACAUCUAUUUUUACAAGGCAACAAACUCACUGGAUCAUUACCGAAACUUUCUUUCAAUUUUUCACUUUAUUUGGUGACAUUGGACAUUAGAGAUAAUAAAUUUUAUGGUAGAAUCCCUAAUGGAGUGGGCGUGCUUCCAAAUUUAAGAAUAUUGUUGUUGAGUGGCAACAAUUUUAGUGGUGUGAUUCCAGACAAGCUGUGUUGGUUAAAGAAUAUUGCGAUAAUGGAUCUUUCCAGGAACAAUUUUUCUGGAACAAUACCACAUUGCUUUCACGACCUAAAAUUUGAGAAGAUAGAUGCUUUUGAUGGCCUUACUGAGCCAAAUUCCACUUUUUUGGAGUUCAGACAUAUAAUUGUCCCAUAUCAAAGUAUCCUCAAAAGGAAUUUUGAAAAUUUUGAGGUAGAACGAGAGGUUGCUGCACAAAUUGGAAUUGAGUUUGUAAUGAAAUAUAGAUCUUACUUCUACAAGGGUGGCAUUCUUGAUCUCAUGUCUGGAUUGGAUUUAUCAGUCAACAAACUAACAGGUGGCAUCCCUCCAGAGUUAGGACAACUAUCUCCAAUUCUUGCACUAAACUUGUCUUACAAUCAAUUGACAGGUUCCAUUCCAAAUACAUUCUCAAAAUUGACUCAGUUGGAGAGUUUGGACCUUUCUCACAACAAUUUGAGUGGAGAAAUUCCUUCAACAUUGAUUGAUCUGCACUUUCUAGCAGUUUUCAAUGUGGCUUACAACAACUUAUCAAGUAAAGUUCCAGACAUGAAAGGACAAUUUGGAACAUUUGAAAAUAGCAGUUAUGAAGGAAAUCCAUUUCUUUGUGGACCACCACUAGAGAAAAGUUGCACCAAGGUUGAUAAAUCACCUCCAUCACCAAUAAAAUCUUCAAAUGCAAGUCACGGAAAAUGGUAUGAUGUGGAUCCUUUAGUCUUCUCCACAACUUUUAUCGUAUCAUACAUUAUUUUCUUUAUUGGUGUAGCUUGUAUUCUUUAUAUUAAUCCUUAUUGGCAACAACGAUGCUUCAAUUUGAUUGAGAAUCGAAUGUACUGGUGCUAUAAUUUUGCAUUUUAUAAGCUAGAAAGGUUGUCAAACUGUAUUUGUCAUUAGUUAUACUUAAUAGGUGA
Quercus robur (English oak) is the source of this 3056-nucleotide messenger RNA. Its product is annotated as receptor like protein 21-like. Gene Ontology annotation, molecular function: protein binding. The transcript has 5 exons. NCBI's taxonomy places the organism in Eukaryota, Viridiplantae, Streptophyta, Magnoliopsida, Fagales, Fagaceae. The coding region runs from base 1 to 3039 and encodes 1012 amino acids. The record is from RefSeq and is a predicted model, not a curated record.